AUGGCUCUCACGGCUUCACCAGCUGCUCCCCAUAACUGGGGAAGAUGGCCACAGCAGCUACCUCACGACUUUGGCAUGAUGGAAGCGCCGCCUUUCCUGCCUUAUGAUUCACGUGGAAACCCAGCCGCUCAAAUGCAGAGACCUCUUGCUCCCCAAUAUGUCGUUACUCCUAAUUACAGCUCGGCCCCAAUGACCUCAAUGGCAGCUCCUCACUAUCAGACCCAGAAUGCCUUCACUACAUAUGCGCCAUAUCAGAGUCCACCACCCUCAACACCUGUUGGGUCACCAUUCAAACCCGAAUUUCAAGAUCGCUCUCAUCAUCUGCCGAUUAGCGCUGAGUCUGAGGCUGCUCGCAUGUCUUCAGUCAGGCGAGGAUCACGAAAGAUGAGCAAUAUUCGCCUGCAGUCUCCUGCUCGCAGUGAAUCAAAUGUUUCCGUUGCUCGCUCAAGUGCCUCCAAUCCAACUGCCAACUCGAAGACCAUUACAUACAACGAGACCAUCGACCCGGCUGAUCGAGUCAACUUUGAAACGGAUGUGGACGAACUCAUGAAGGCCAUCCAAGCCAAAGAAGAUGAGGGCGAGGAUGCUCCUGGUCAAACUCUCACUCCAGCCCACACGCCCAAGGCUGAAAUGGUGAUGGAUAUCCAGAGCCCCGCGAGCUCUUGCCAUGCCUCUACUCCCGCUCCAGAGGUUAAACCCAAGAAGAAGUGGGUUUGUGAUGGGCCAAGCUGCAAUAAGAGAUUCGUUCAGAAGACUCACCUUGACAUUCACCGCCGAACCCACACUGGUCUCAAGCCUUAUAUUUGCACGAAAGAGAACUGCGGUCUUACUUUCUCCCAGCGUGGGAAUCUGAAGACUCACAUGCGCCGCCAUACCGGUGAGAAGCCGUACUCUUGCAGUAUCUGUGGGAAAACAUUUGCCCAAAGAGGCAACGUCCGAUCCCACGAGGAGACACACAAGGGUUUAAAGCCCUUUAUUUGCAGACUCGAUGAUUGCAACAAGUCCUUUUCACAGCUGGGCAACAUGAAGACCCACCAGAAUAACUUCCACAAAGAAACGCUGAAGAACCUUACUGGCAUGUUUGUCAAGUUUGCUCAAAUGGGUGAAGUCCCUGAAGAGCACCGUGAUCUCUUCGAGUACUUCAGAGAACAUUACAAGAACAGCAAUAAGGGCAUCAAGGGCCGUGGGAAAGCUCGAACCGUGGCUGUCAGAAAGCCUAAAGCUAGCUCCCACCAGACAGCCGUUGCUGUACCUGUUAUGGCCAGUCAGUUCUCUCAUACUCCCAUGACCAACUCAGCUCCUUCCUAUGUGCCUCGCAAUUUUGGGAUGUUUGAGCCUGAGACUGGUCAUGGUGCAAACGGUAUGCUCUACGAGGACGAGCACGCCAGACAGAUGGCCUUUGCCAAUCGCCUGUACUAA
Pochonia chlamydosporia 170 is the source of this 1419-nucleotide messenger RNA. Its product is annotated as zinc finger protein OZF. The record is from RefSeq and is a predicted model, not a curated record. Bases 1 to 1419 code for a protein of 472 amino acids. Gene Ontology annotation, biological process: regulation of transcription by RNA polymerase II. The transcript has 2 exons. Gene Ontology annotation, molecular function: RNA polymerase II cis-regulatory region sequence-specific DNA binding; DNA-binding transcription factor activity, RNA polymerase II-specific. NCBI's taxonomy places the organism in Eukaryota, Fungi, Ascomycota, Sordariomycetes, Hypocreales, Clavicipitaceae. Gene Ontology annotation, cellular component: PcG protein complex; transcription regulator complex.